Molecule: messenger RNA, 3819 nt
Organism: Actinia tenebrosa (Australian red waratah sea anemone)
Lineage: Eukaryota; Metazoa; Cnidaria; Anthozoa; Actiniaria; Actiniidae
Cellular component (GO): nucleus
Molecular function (GO): nucleic acid binding; metal ion binding; exonuclease activity
Source: RefSeq, a predicted model, not a curated record
GGUACGGGGUACUGUGUACUGGGUGCUGGGUAACGGGUAACCCCACCCAUCCUAUUCCCAAACCAAUUAGUUUACAGGUCUCCAUAAUUCCCGCUCGUCCAUGAUGAAGACCUGGUUACCGAGUAUAUUCAUUGGAACAAGAUGGCGCUGUGUUGAACGAAAAUGAACAAAAACACCGAGAAAAAAACAUGAAAAUGCUCCACUCUCGAACACUUAAUAGUGAAAACUAUCGCCCAAGGCUGAAGGAAAGAUAAUGUUCUCGUCAGGAGGGUAUUUUCGUAGCGUGAAUUGUCCUUUUUUUGUCCAUGGUUUGUGUCAUCGUCCAUACUGCCACUUCAGACACGCAAAACCUGGCCAUGGGAGUACGACUAAGAAUGCAGUAGUUAAAAGUUGCUUGAAAUCUAAAGUUAAUACUACAGGAACUAAGUGUGGAACUGAAGGGACUUCUUCAUCGAAAUCUCUAAAAAGGUCCACCAAUGAAGAGUCAGUCACAAAAUCUUCCCCUGAUCCUAAACCCAUUGUUCAAGCACAGAACAACGCAACAAAAACUAAUACAAAUUCACUCACAAAUAUAAAAGAUGCAGAUGAACCACCACAGUCCAAGGAAUUACCAAGUUCUAAAGAAGAAAGUGAGAAAAAAGAUUUACCUCGGAAUUCAAAGAAAAUUCCUUCAUUUCUAGAUUCUUUAGAGAAGAUUGAACAAGCUGUGAAUGAGGCAUCGGAAAGUUUAUUGAUUCAUAAUAAUGCAAAAGUAUUAAGUUGUUCUGCGAGCAAUAAUCCUAAAGAUUCAAAACGUUUAUCUAAAAAUCAAUCAUUAGUAAGUACUGAAAAAAAUGACCAAGCAACGAAGGAGGAUAGCAAUAAUAAAAUUGAAAAUAAAGGAGAAGAGAUAGCAAGGGAUUUACAGAGUGAGGAAUGUCAAGAUAUCAAUAUUUCAACAGACAGCAAUAAAUCUGCAAAAUGUAGUGGUAUUGAUGAAAUAUCUGUAAGCAAGGACAGAGAACUCAAGAUUACUGACAAUGAAUUGGAGAAAUUGGUUAAAGUUGAUGCUAAAAAAAUCUCAAUGGAUUCAUCAUGGAAAGGCAUUGAGGAUGUUUCUAGAGAAACUCCACCAGAUGGAAAAUCAAAAGACCAGAAAAUCGAAUCUACAGUUUUAGGAAAGAAAAGAAAGUCAUCCAAUAUUAAUAAUAUGGAGAUGAAAAAAGCAAAGAUAAAAAAGCAAAAUUCACAUGAGGAUUCAGCUAAGCUUGAGAGAAAGGGUUCAUCUUCUGAUUCUAAAGACGCGAGUAAAACAGAAAAAACACAUAUUCCUACUUCUAACAAGAGGGAUAAUUGUGACAGGAAACACUCAACUUUGAAACAAAAGCAAAAAACAAAUCCAGAACUUAAAGUCGUGGACCUUGAUUUUUUUAGCUCUCCUAAGAAAGUGAAGUUGAGCAAAACAUACUCAAAAGAGAAAACAAAAAGCAAAAAAGAACCUUCAAAAGAGGAGAGAAAAGCCCAGAAUUGUCAAUCGCAGCUUAAAACAUUGCGAAGAAAUUCAGAUAGUAAACGGUCCAUGAAACAAAAAUUAAAACAAAAUGAAUCAAAGGAAAAAAUUUAUUCCAGGAAAUCAAAAGUACAUGAUAACAUAACUAAGGACACAUCUGUUCCCUUGACAACAUCAUUAUUUGAGAGUGACGAUGAAGUAAGAUUUAGCAGCGAUAGUCUGAGUGGUUCCGAGUCAGACACUGAUCCUGUAGACAGCAGUACAGAGAUGCUGAGGGAGAUAUUUGACAAUUAUGACCCUCAAAGGGAUCUACGAAAUCCUUCGUCAAACACAAAAAAGGUUAAAGAAUCUUCAUCACGGUCAUCUAGGAUGCCAUCUACCAGUUCUACCCCAGAAAAGGAGAUGCAGCAGAAAGCUGUUGAUUUACCAGGAUUGGGCAAGAAACAAAGAGUUGCACAUACUGCUAGUUAUUUAGUGCAAAGAAAAUCAAGUAACAUCAAUCCUAUUCGAAGAGUUCCCAAGACAACAGCAAGCUCCUCUAGUGCAUCCUCCACACAAGACCAGUCAAAAGAGUACAACCUACUUCAGGGCAAGAAAAGAGUAGCUCAUCAACCAAGGCCUGCCAGUCAGAGCUCCCUACCACGCCCUCGGAUACCUAUUGAAUAUGGCGCUAAAGUACCACAGAGUUUCCGUCAGAGAUACCUGGAUAAGAUUGUCGAUGAACACCUCAGACUGAGUGCCUUGGAGCAAGAAGCAUUUGACAAGGCAGUGGAAGAAGAAAGGGGCUUGUAUAACCGCAGUACUAGAAGACACAUGUAUCUAAACCUGUGUAUUAAUGCAAUCAAGAAUCUGCGCAGUCAACCAACACCUGAGCAUCAACCAGAAUCAACACAGCCGAAUACAGCUACUGCUACAGUAUCUACACGUCGUGUAUCAGCAACAGCUAUUGAUAGUCAAAGUCCAAAGAAGAUUGAUGUAGACCACCUUACAGAGGAGAUGUUCUACAAUUUGCUUUUUCCCUACAUUCUUACUGAAGAAGAACUCGUAGAAAAUGGUUUUCCACGCUCUUCGCUAACAACGCCUGGAAAAGUAACCUUUAAAUCGAGAAAACCUAAAACGACUCCAAGUAAAGAUCCUAACCGUCGUAUCUGUUGUCGUUGCGGCACACCGUACACAGUCCUUGAAGAUGGCACUUAUUUCAGGCCAGAGGAAUGUGUCUACCAUGUUGGACGGCUACUGAAGAGAAGAAUUGCUGGUGAGGUUACCACUACCUACUCGUGUUGUGGUGGCGAUGGUUCGACUCCUGGAUGUGCUGUGGGCAAGGUUCACGUGAGUGAGGGUAAGGAUGCAACUGAAGGUUUCAUGACGACUAUAGUCAGUCCACUAGCAGGAAACCAAAAGAAAGUAUUUGCCGUUGAUUGUGAGAUGUGCUAUACUGUUGCUGGAUUAGAAUUGACGCGCGCAACUGUGGUUGACUGGAAACUGGAAAAGAUUUAUGAUACAUUCGUCAAACCGGACAAUCCUGUUUUGGAUUACAACACUAGGUUCAGCGGUGUUACGGAGGAAUGCCUGCGCGGUGUCAAGACCAGCAUCAGAGAAGUCCAGGCUGUACUAUUGAGUAUAAUACACCGAGAUUCGAUUCUAGUGGGACACAGUCUAGAAAGCGAUCUUUUGGCGCUUAAGCUCGUCCAUAGUAAAGUAGUUGAUACAUCAGUGGUGUUCCCUCAUCGCCUUGGACCUCCGUACAAACGAGCACUACGGACGUUAACUGCUGAGUUCUUGAAGCAAAUUAUACAAGAUGACGAGGCUGGCCAUGACAGCCAUGAGGACGCAAAAGCAAGUCUUGAGUUGAUGUUAUACAAAGCUAAAGAAGACUUGAAGAAGAAGGAAAGAAACAAGAAAUAAUGAACGUUGAUGAAGCGACAGGAUCGCUGGAAGGAUUUCAGUGGCAGCAAACACUACUGUUUAUCAAAGAAUAGAAUCGACUUUGGACUAAACUUUAAGAAAACUCAACUUAGAUAACCCAGAAUUAUUUCAGUUUUGAUAGUUAAGCUGUGAUUAAGUGUGAAGACAGUCGAGUUUUGGUGUUAUUAAUAGUACAUUAGUUCGCUGUUUGAGGCAAAUUCUUUAUUCCAAAAUACCCUUGAGCAGAAAAGUCAUACUACGACCUAUUUUCGAAAUGUAGAAAAAGAAAAAUCCAAGAGAUGUUUAUAUAGAAAUAUUUAAAAGAAAUUACAAGCUCUAUUGUUCUCUAUACUAGCGUGUAAUGAAACUAGACUGUGACCAUAACACUAUUAUGAAAGUGUUGUUUCACUUCUGUUUUCAUAUCA